UGGCCCAAACACUUGGGACGCCGGCGGCGGCAUCUGCAUCGGCAUCGGCACGUGUCUCGUGACUCUCGUCUCAUCGUCGCAAGAGCCAAGACGAACCAACCCAACCUGAAACGGCGGUGCGGAGCGGCCAAAACCCACCGAAAACCCACCGAGCCCAACCUCGCCGCCGUCCACCGCUUCUCUCUCUGCACGCGCGGCGCCACCAUUUAAACCUCGCCGCCAAGCCGCCGCUUUUCUCCUCCCACCCAGAUAAUGCUUUCCCCCGCUUCCACAGUCCCACCCACCUCGCCCCUCCCCAACCCCGCCUCUGCAAACCCUAGCCCCCGCCUGCUCCGACCCCGCUUCCUCCCGUACACGGCCUCGUCCGCGCCGCCGGUUCGGGCGUGCGGGACAGCGUGCCGUUGGAUGGGCUCCGUUCGAGCCAAGGCCUCCGAGGCGGGCGGCUGGAAGGUGCCGGCGGCGGGUAAAUGUGGGGUGGAGAUGGAGCGGCUGGUGGAGGUGGCGCAGAGCGCCGCGGACGCCGCGGGGGAGGUGCUCAGGAAGUACUUCCGGCAGCGCGUAGAGAUCAUCGACAAGGAGGACCACAGUCCCGUCACGAUUGCGGAUAGAGAGGCAGAAGAAGCAAUGACGUCAGUCAUACUGAAGAGCUUCCCUACCCAUGCUGUUUUCGGCGAGGAGAAUGGUUGGAGAUGUGUGGAGAAGUCUGCUGAUUAUGUUUGGGUUUUGGAUCCUAUAGAUGGAACAAAAAGCUUCAUAACUGGCAAGCCUCUGUUUGGUACGCUUAUUGCACUUCUGCACAAUGGGAAGCCGGUUAUGGGCAUUAUUGAUCAGCCAGUCUUGAGAGAGAGAUGGAUCGGGGUGGAUGGGAAGAAAACAACCUUAAAUGGACAAGAAAUAUCUGUUCGUCCUUGCAAUGCAUUGGCGCAAGCUUACUUGUAUGCGCAUUAUGUUUUAUGUGCAUGUGCCAGGUAUACAACGAGUCCACAUCUAUUUGAAGGAGAUACUGAAGAUGCAUUUAUUCGUGUACGAGAUAAGGUGAAAGUCCCAUUGUAUGGCUGUGAUUGCUAUGCUUAUGCUCUCCUGUCUUCUGGUUUUGUCGAUCUUGUUGUUGAAUCCGGGUUGAAGCCAUACGAUUUCCUCUCAUUGGUACCAGUGAUUGAAGGAGCUGGAGGGUCAAUAACUGACUGGAAAGGGGACAAACUCCAUUGGCCUGUCUCUUCUGAAUCUCGGCCUACAAGUUUCAACGUCGUGGCGGCUGGAGAUGCCCACGUCCAUAGGCAGGCCCUGGAUGCGCUGCGGUGGCGGUAAUUUGCAGCACUGCACAGGAUGACUCAUGCUUCCCAUUUAGAAAAUCACAACUGUUAUUCAUGUGUCUAAUAAACAAGUUUGUGUACAUUGUCCUCUUGACAUGCUAAUAAGUCGUGUCAUGCACUGUGAUCAGCCAUGAUGUGCUCCAGAAGAUGAAUCCCAUGAGUGGAUAUAAGCGUUCCUGUGGUUGUGUUGCUUGGCACAAGUGUUUGAUGGAUUGCGGACGGAUGUGCAGUAUCCAAGAGCUGGCUGUUUUAAGGCCUUGCUUGGUUCUGUUUAGUUCGGCCUGUGGUUUAUCCAAGAGCUGCUGUGGAGCCACAUUCUUUUGGCAAAUUGUCUGUUCUAAGGUCAGCUGCACUAAUGAUGCAACUUCAGCUGGUUUGGUAGUAUUGUUUCUUUAUCCGGCUCUGUCUUAUCGAUCUAUGGCUGGAGGUGUGAACAACCCGUAAAGCAGCUGACAAUUUGUCCGUCUUUUGCAUAAUACUCUGUAGUUAUACUCUAAUUUCGAUGCUAAAGCAAGGUUAUUAUAGUUGUA
Brachypodium distachyon (stiff brome) is the source of this 1843-nucleotide messenger RNA. Its product is annotated as bifunctional phosphatase IMPL2, chloroplastic. The record is from RefSeq and is a predicted model, not a curated record. Gene Ontology annotation, molecular function: histidinol-phosphatase activity. The transcript is spliced from 9 exons. NCBI's taxonomy places the organism in Eukaryota, Viridiplantae, Streptophyta, Magnoliopsida, Poales, Poaceae. The coding region runs from base 253 to 1308 and encodes 351 amino acids. Gene Ontology annotation, biological process: L-histidine biosynthetic process.